CUUACUACGUCCUCUCCUGCUGAACACACACUAGGAUUUCACCGUGCUGCACCUUGGAGACCAACUAAAAGAAUGGUCAGUCAGCAGAGCUGUAGAUGGGGAAGCCCUUAGUCGUUUUUUUCUUCCUGCAAGAUGCAGCUACAGACCUGGCUGACAUUGAAACCAGUCUUCAUUUUCAGAUGGAGCGGAUGAGCGCAGUCUGCGUGUGAGAGAGAAGUUUGAUCCUCCGCCGUGGAAUGGGCAAUGGGAUAUGCUACACAAUGAAACGUCUAUGCCUUUUUCUCUUGCUUGUGAGCAUCACCUGCCGGCUGAGCUUUUCUCAGGAAGUAGCUGGAAGUCCCAGACAGACAGAAUUAAACGACAACAUCACCAUCUUUACCCGCAUCCUGGAUGGACUGCUCGAUGGUUAUGACAACAGACUCCGGCCCGGUCUGGGAGAAAAGGUGACGGAGAUCAAAACAAACAUCUUUGUCACAAGCUUUGGUCCUGUCUCUGACACGGAAAUGGAAUACACCAUCGACGUCUUCUUCCGUCAGAGCUGGAAAGAUGAGAGGCUCUGCUUCAAAGGCCCGAUGGAGAUGCUAGCCCUGAAUAACCUGCUGGCCAGCAAUAUCUGGACGCCCGACACCUUCUUCCUCAACGGGAAAAAGUCCAUUGCACACAACAUGACCACGCCCAACAAGCUGCUGCGGCUCAAAGACGACGGGACGCUCCUUUACACCAUGAGGCUCACCAUCUCUGCAGAAUGUCCAAUGCAACUGGAGGAUUUCCCCAUGGAUGCCCACGCCUGCCCCCUAAAGUUUGGAAGCUAUGCCUAUCCAGUCUCAGAGGUGGUCUACACCUGGACUCAGGGAGCAGCCAAGUCUGUGGUGGUGGCAGAGGAAGGCUCAAGACUCAACCAGUACCAUCUGAUUGGCCAGACAGCAGGAACAGAGGACAUCUACACCAGUCGGGGUCAGUACACGGUGAUGAUGGCUCACUUUUACCUGAAGAGGAAGAUAGGUUAUUUUGUCAUCCAGACCUACAUGCCAUGCUUCAUGACCGUGAUCCUGUCACAGGUUUCCUUUUGGCUGAACCGUGAGUCUGUCCCAGCAAGAACCGUCUUUGGUGUGACCACAGUGCUCACCAUGACCACUCUCAGCAUCAGUGCUCGAAACUCCCUACCCAAAGUGGCGUAUGCCACUGCCAUGGACUGGUUCAUUGCAGUGUGCUAUGCCUUUGUCUUCUCAGCGCUCAUUGAAUUUGCCACAGUGAAUUAUUUCACCAAAAGGAGUUGGGCCUGGGAUGGGAAAAAAGCAAUGGAGGCUCAACAUCCCAAGAAGAGAGACCCAUUAGCUCUGUCAAAGAAGCCCAACAACACCUGCUCAGCCGGUGUAAAUUAUACAACCAACCUCACCAAGGAUGCAUCCAUCUCCACCAUUUCAAACAGCACGACUAUUCAGCUCAAACCGUCCGAAAGCAAGGCCCCAGACCCCAAAAAGACUUACAACAGCGUGAGCAAGAUCGACAAGAUGUCCAGGAUUGUGUUCCCUGUGCUUUUUGGGACCUUCAACCUGGUGUACUGGGCUACGUAUCUCAACAGGGAACAAAUGAUAAAAGAAGCCGAGUGAGUUCUAAGCUGGGGGCCGCAGACAAAACGAACUUAAUGAAAAAUGUUAAUGCCAAGCACUUUGUCCUUGUAUCAUAGUUGUGUUCUUUUAAGAUAUUAACAAAUUAUUGCAUGUGUGUUGCUUCUGGUAAGUGCUGCCAUGUUUGCCUUGAGUUAGUCCAUCUAUGAUUACAAACCUAAAAUAUUAACUUAUUACUACUCACUCAGAUUUUUUUUUCUAUUUUAGCAUUUGGCAUUUUCUAUGCUCUCCUUUAGUUUUUAGUUGGAAAUGGAAGUGCAAGGCCAAAUGCUAUGCAAAGAAAAAUUUGUACUGUAUCAUUGAAAAUCGCCUUUUAUCUUUUUAAGUCUGUAAAUAUUACACGAGGUCCACGAAUGUGAAAUUGGACCAAAUGUAACUUUGCUUUCUUGUUAAAAGCAGAUAAAUAGCCAUGCUAAUUGUGUUGCCUUCAGAGUACGAUAACUCAUUAUGAAUGCACUGAACUCUGCACUCCUGCAACACCAUCUUUCUGAAGGUCAUGUUCAGAAAGUUAACUUAGUGGACUCUAUUUGUUCAAUUUUGCUACUUUUCAAUUGAUGGUAGCUUGAUAUUAAUUAAGCUUUAUUGAAAUGAAAGAUCUAAGAGGGAAGCAUUUAAAGCUUAA
Cyprinodon variegatus (sheepshead minnow) is the source of this 2250-nucleotide messenger RNA. It is a transcript of the gene gabra5, whose product is annotated as gamma-aminobutyric acid (GABA) A receptor, alpha 5. Gene Ontology annotation, molecular function: benzodiazepine receptor activity; GABA-gated chloride ion channel activity; transmitter-gated monoatomic ion channel activity involved in regulation of postsynaptic membrane potential. Gene Ontology annotation, cellular component: dendrite membrane; postsynapse; neuron projection. The transcript is spliced from 10 exons. Gene Ontology annotation, biological process: monoatomic ion transmembrane transport; gamma-aminobutyric acid signaling pathway; signal transduction. The record is from RefSeq and is a predicted model, not a curated record. NCBI's taxonomy places the organism in Eukaryota, Metazoa, Chordata, Actinopteri, Cyprinodontiformes, Cyprinodontidae. Bases 237 to 1610 code for a protein of 457 amino acids.